UGCAUGUGUGGUAAAGAUGGCAAGCAAGACUGGAGCAGAUGUUCGGUUAUGGCGGUUCUCUAUUGUUGUUUACUACCUCUUGCUCUUUGCUUCUUCUGUUAACGCUGCUAGGUCAACUCCGGGAAGCGACAGUCAAGAGAUGAAACAAUCAACCCCGUUGAGACUACAAAUCACAGAUACACACGUGGUGAUGGAGAAUAACUUCAUCACAGUCACGUUAUCCAAUCCAGCUGGAGGAAUUGAAGGGAUUAAGUAUCGAGGAAUUAGAAAUGUACUGGAAUAUGGUCUUAGAGAAACAAAUAGAGGGUAUUGGGAUAUCGUGUGGAGCAGGCCAGGGAUAAGCACGGGCAACUUUGAUAGGCUUCCAGGAACACAGUUCAGUGUAAUAACAGCAGACGAGAACCAAAUUGAAGUCUCCUUUACGAAGACUUAUAAUCCAAAUGAUUCUUCAAGUGUUCCUAUGGACUUUGAUAAGAGAUAUGUAAUGCUGCCUGGCAGCUCUGGGUUCUACACCUACGCCAUAUACAAUCAUCCUGAAGGGUGGCCUGAUGUAGAUAUCGGUGAAACUCGACUUGCUGUCAAACUGCAAAGAAAACUGUUCAACUAUAUGGCAAUAUCAGAUGACAUACAGAGAGUGAUGCCCAGUGACAGUGAUCGAUCGGCUGGGCACCCUCUUGACUACAAAGAAGCUGUUUUACUAACCAAACCAUCCAAUCCUAGCUUGAAAGGAGAGGUGGACGACAAAUACCAAUACUCCUUAGAAAACAAGGAUACUAAGGUACACGGGUGGGUUUGUCCCAAGCCACAUGUUGGGUUUUGGAUCAUCACGGGAGGGGAUGAGUUCCGAUCAGGAGGACCAAUAAAACAAGACCUCACUUCGCAUGUCGGUCCGACUGCCUUAUCGAUAUUCUUCAGUGGUCAUUAUGCUGGUAACGAUUUUAGUCUUAGCUUGCGAAAUGGUGAAGCCUGGAAAAAGGUUUUUGGCCCAGUUUUUAUUUAUCUAAACUCUGAUCAAGGCACUGACCCAAAAAGUCUCUGGGAAAAUGCCAAACAACAGAUGGUUUUAGAAACUAAAAGUUGGCCUUAUGAUUUCCCAAAGUCUGAAGACUAUCCCAGUGCCAGUCAACGGGGCACAGUUUCAGGCCAACUACUAAUCCGUGAUAGGUAUCUGAGUCAAGAACUUAUGCCAGCAAAAUCUGCAUAUGUGGGUCUGGCUCCACCAGGACUUGCUGGAUCUUGGCAAGAAGAUGUCAAGGGCUACCAAUUUUGGACACAAACAGACGACAACGGGUACUUCAAGAUUAGUGCUGUCAGGCCUGGAAACUAUAGCUUGUAUGGUUGGGCCCCUGGAAUCCUAGGAGAUUACAAAUACAACAUUGACGUUAAAAUCAACCCAGGAGAUGAAAUUAAUCUGGGCGGGCUUGUCUUUGAUCCUCCAAGAAAUGGUCCAACUUUAUGGGAAAUCGGUAUCCCUGAUCGAAAGUCUGCAGAAUUCUUUGUCCCUGAUCCUGUCCCGGAGUUAAUGAACUAUGCUUUAACAAAUCAUACUGAAAAGUAUAGACAAUAUGGAUUAUGGGAUCGAUACACAGAUGCAUAUCCUUACCAAGAUUUGUCCUACACAGUUGGACAAAGUGAUUACCAGAAAGACUGGUUCUUUGCUCAUGUGAACAGGAAAGUUGGGAAUGACACGUAUGAACCAACGACAUGGACAAUCUUGUUCCCUCUCGAGAAUGUUAAUUGGGCAGGAACCUAUACACUGCGGAUAGCGUUAGCUUCUUGCAACUUUGCGAAAAUUCAGGUUUGGAUUAACAGUGAUCCUGGUACGAGAAUGCCCGGAUUCACAACAGGCGGAAAUGGAAGGGACAAUGCAAUUGCGAGGCAUGGAAGUCAUGGGUUGUAUAGUCUGUGGAGCUUUGAGUUUCCAGGAACUAUGGUUGGGAAUGGAAGAAACACAAUAUAUUUGAGGCAGCCAAGAGGAGGAUAUCGGUUCAAUGGAGCCAUGUAUGACUACAUCCGUUUGGAAGGGCCAAGCUACUGAUGAGAUAUAUGGAAUCUGUAUCUGUAUAUAUAUAUAUAUGUGUGUGUGUAUACACAUUUACACAUAGAUAUAGAUAAAUGGUUUAGCUUUUAGCUCCCCAAGGGAUCAAUUGGUUUG
Ipomoea nil (Japanese morning glory) is the source of this 2155-nucleotide messenger RNA. Its product is annotated as probable rhamnogalacturonate lyase B. Gene Ontology annotation, molecular function: carbohydrate binding; catalytic activity. The transcript has 13 exons. Lineage: Eukaryota; Viridiplantae; Streptophyta; Magnoliopsida; Solanales; Convolvulaceae. The record is from RefSeq and is a predicted model, not a curated record. Gene Ontology annotation, biological process: carbohydrate metabolic process. Bases 17 to 2038 code for a protein of 673 amino acids.